AUGCACUUAUUAACUUUGUUAUUCGUUUUUCUCGUUCCGACUUAUGCUUCGAUUCUCAUCUCUUCAACUGAUGCUUCUGAAGAGCUUAUGAUGAAAUCAUUUUGCGAAGGUCAAAAGAAAGCGGCAACAUUAUUGAAAGAAGAAAAUCGAAAAACAACGACUAAACUUACGGAUAUUCUCUGCAAAGAAUCUUUCCUAAAGGAUUUGAAAGAAGCGGCUCCAUUAAAGAAAUGCAUCGAGAAAACAGAGGUCGAGAAAGCACUUGAGACUUGUGGAGAAUUGGGCAAAAUGAAAACUUGCAGUGAUGUUGGAAAAUAUGUCGAAUGUCAAAAGGGAAUUCUGGAAAAACAGUGCAAGAACGUCACCGAUAUUGCCAAGAAAUUGAUCCCCUUCAACCAGGUCGCCUUUGCGAUCUUUGAACAGAAAUCCGAUUUGGCUACCUGUGCCGAGAUCACGAAUGACAGUGAAACGCGUUCCAAAAGAAGAUUUCGAGUCACGGAUUCAUGUCGGAGUGAUCACUUUCAAUCAUUGGACGAAAGUCGUGCAGCCGAUGGA
Molecule: messenger RNA, 555 nt
Organism: Mesorhabditis belari
Lineage: Eukaryota; Metazoa; Nematoda; Chromadorea; Rhabditida; Rhabditidae
Source: the annotation of a GenBank genome assembly